Nicotiana tabacum (common tobacco) is the source of this 2502-nucleotide messenger RNA. Its product is annotated as F-box/WD-40 repeat-containing protein At5g21040-like. Lineage: Eukaryota; Viridiplantae; Streptophyta; Magnoliopsida; Solanales; Solanaceae. The record is from RefSeq and is a predicted model, not a curated record. Gene Ontology annotation, molecular function: protein binding.
UUUCAUAAACCAAGUUAUCUUCCACCGGCCGUUUCCUCGUACUUGUCACCCACAGUCACUUUAGACACCGUCGAUCUCGAUCUCUCUGUCUCUCGUCCAGUCUCAACUCAAAUAUCUUUUUGUAAGUCUCUUUCGGAACUUUUCCGGGAAUUUCAUAGCAGAUUUGCAAAAAAGAAUCGUUUUUCCUUUAGGUACUAUAACAACUUAUUCUAUGUUCAAUUCUUCAUUUGUUUCCCGUUUUGCGAUCUGUUCAGAUACUUUCUUUAUUUCCUUUUGUGAUUGUAUAGAAGUUCUUUUCAUCUGUGGAGGUUGAUUCUUAAGGCUGUUGGUGAAAUUGAAUUAGGGUUCGUGUUAGAUUUUCUGGGUCUUUCUCCAAUUUUUGGUUUUUGAAAAAAAUCAUUUUUUUUCCUAAAUUUUUUUUUCUGGAGUUCAAUUGUUUUUAAGGUUUUGGCUAUUUGAGCUUUCUUACUGCAUUCUUGAGUUUUAGCUUGUCGUUUGUUAUUCUUAAGGUUGUGUUUCUUCAUUGAAACAGUGGUUUUGUAUUUCUUUCUGAUACUUGAUAAUUUUAGGGCUUCAACCUUCAAUUUUUAAGUUUAGGGAGCUAUUUUUAUGGCAUUUGAAUGCCAAAAAGGUACUGAGAGUUUGAAAAUUUGCUCAAUUGAACCUGCUAAGAGUCGAGAUAAUUUGACAUUAGCCUCAGAGGAAAGAAAACCCUCGUAUAAAUUAGAUGCAAAAGGUGAUAUUGUGAAUUCUAAACGCAAAGAGCUGCUUAUUGUUAAUGGGGUUCUUCCUGAUUGUCGGUCUAUCACUGAACUUCCUCCGGUAUUGAUCUCGGAGAUACUUAACUGUUUAGAACCGAAGGAGCUUGGUAUUGUUUCAUGUGCUAGUACAUUAUUGUAUCGUCUUGCGUCUGAGCACCAUGUGUGGAAGGAGUUUUAUUGUGAGAGGUGGGGGCAGCCGACAUGUCAGGCACAUUUUGGUGCAGAGCAUUCGGGUGAGAAGUCAUGGAAAGAGCUCUUCGUGGAGAGAGAGUUCCGUUGUAAAACAUUUAUGGGGCGCUAUACUAUUGAUAUAUUGUAUGGUCAUACUGAGGAUGUUAGGACAGUUUUUGUUUUAUCUUCGAAGAAGCUUGUGUUUACUUCAGGGUAUGAUCAGAUAGUACGAAUGUGGGACUUGGAAGAAGGGUUGUCAAUUGCAUCAUCUCGCCCUCUUGGCUGCACUAUCCGUGCAGUUGCAGCUGAUUCGAGGCUCUUAGUGGCUGGGGGUACUGAUGGAUUCAUUCAUGGUUGGAGAGCGAAUGACGAAAAUCCACAUUUAUUUGAUCUUGGAGCUCCUCAGAACCAGAAUAUGGAAUUCCGAGUUUGGGAACAUGAUGGACCGAUAACAUGCCUUGCGUUAGAUUUCAAUAGGAUAUAUAGUGGUUCAUGGGACACGAGUAUUCGUGUUUGGGAUCGAUCUUCUUUGGAGUGUUUGGAAGUUUUGAUACACAAUGACUGGGUUUGGAGCCUUGCUCCCCAUGAUGCAACACUGGUGAGCACAGCAGGCUCGGAUCUUUAUGUUUGGGACAUUAAUAGUGGUUCAAAACUUGCUAUCGUCAAGAAUGCCCAUUCUGGGUACACUUACUCUCUGGCGCGGAGCCACACCGGGAAACUUUUAUUCACUGGUGGGGAAGAUGGAGCGAUACACAUGUUUGAGAUCUUUGGAAAUGCUAGGUGUCAUGUCAGGCGUGUUGCAACUUGGAUUCCUCACUCAAGUGCUGUUAAUUCUCUUGCAUUUGAGUUCCCUUGGCUUGUUUCAGCUUCGAGUGAUGGAAAACUUUCACUUAUUGAUGUGAGAAAGCUGUUGAGAACAAACCGGAAUUCCACAAUGAGUAACUCUUCUAAAGCUGACAAUCUGGUUGACAAUGUUGAACCACCACAAAGAAUGCUGCAUGGUUUUGGGAGCAAUUUAUUUGCGGUGGAUGUUGGAUCUAACCGUAUUGUGUGUGCUGGUGAAGAAGGUGUUGUCAGGAUUUGGAACUUCUCUCAAGCUUUGGAGAUCGAGCAGCGGGUCCAAGUGCUAAGAGGUUUAAGGUUAGAGAACAGAGUGAGAAGGCGUAAGCAUCAACUGGAAAUGAAUGGUAAAGGUAGGCGUGGUGAUCAGUGCUCAUUUGCAGCAAAGAAGAACCAAAUUGAUGGUGAUAGGAUUAGGAACAGCUGGCACAACAGGCGUAGGAUGACUUGGAAAGUGAAGGCCUAGAAGUGAUGGCAGUUUGUCAUUGAUCCUAGGAUAAUUCUAUUUGCUAAUAGCUAAUCAUGUAUGUAUGGAAAGGCAUAUUAUUGGUUUAAGGGUUCCGUAGUUUCACCUCUCUCAUUUAUACUGGCAUUUGAAGUGAAGGUACAAUCUGUAUUCUUUACUACUUUUUCGUUUAUUUCUCUUAUUUGAUCUGUUUCUUCUGGCACUACAAGGGCUUGUCUACUUUUAGUCUCUGAUCACUUUAGGAUGUACCAGUGUUUCUCUUAA